AUGCAGGGCCAUGUGGCAGGGAGCUGGGCUCUGCUGGGCCUGCUUCUGGUCUAUUUUCAUCUCACAGGUCUAUUUGCCAGAAGCAUCAGUGCAGUGGAGAAGAAAGUCUCACAAGACAUGGAGACCAAUUUACCUCUGCUAGGACAACCUUCCUUGGCCAGGUCCUCUGACUCUGAACAUCCUCAGACCAAGGCAGAUGCUGGGUCUAAUGGCAUGGCAAAGGGUCACCUGAAGCCCAUGAUGUCUCUAUCUGAUGGCUCUCAGGCUGCAGGAGGUCCUGGGGUGCAGAAUUGGCCUUCAUCCGAGGGGCUGCCUUCUGUGGACUCCUGGCCCCCUCGGGGUUCUUGGCCGUUGAUGGCUGCUGCAGUUGAGGACCAUCCUGGGGACUUGCUGCCAGAAAGACUUGCUGCCCUCCCUAUGAGCAGUGGCCCUUUGCGUGAAGGUCCUUCCGCAUACUCUGCAGGCGCCUCCCCAGGUGCUUCCCUCCUCCACCAGGACUCUGGGCCUAGACAGCCAUGUUGUUCUAAUCUCCUGGGAGCCCUAGGGGAAAUCCCUUCCCAGCACCCACCCUGGUCUCUCAUUAACAGGAUCCGUCAACCACUUCUGCCUGGUCACCCCUGGGGGACCCUGAUUCCCAGUGUGUCUUGGGGAAGUGGGCGUCCUGGAACUGGCUGGGGGACAAGGCCCAUGCCACCAUCCUAUGCAGGAAGCUGGGGUGACAAUAAUCAAUACCCAGGCACCAGCUGGGGGAAUAUCAAUCGAUACCCAGGUGGCAGCUGGGGGAAUAUUAUUAGGUAUCCAGGGGCCACCUGGGGGAAUAUUCACCCAUUCCCAGGUACCAGUAAUCAAUUUCCUCCCAGAAUUCUCCGUCCUCCUGGCUCUUCUUGGAACAUUCCGACUGGCUUCCCCAAUUCUCAUGAUGCUGGGUCACAAUGGAGUUAG
Molecule: messenger RNA, 942 nt
Organism: Orycteropus afer afer
Lineage: Eukaryota; Metazoa; Chordata; Mammalia; Tubulidentata; Orycteropodidae
Gene: CUNH6orf15
Product: chromosome unknown C6orf15 homolog
Biological process (GO): extracellular matrix organization
Cellular component (GO): extracellular matrix
Source: RefSeq, a predicted model, not a curated record